AUGAAAUUCCACCGAAUUCAUGGCAGGAACAUCCAGCUAACAGAUGGCGACACUCGAGCAGUUCGCACGUCUUCUUUUUGCGAUGCCAUAACAUUCGGGAAUAAGCCGUUAUCUAUUAAUUCCCGAAUUUCCGUCCAGCUCAAUGCCUCUGAAGAAUGGAGUGGAGCCUUACGUCUAGGAGUGACGUCACAUGAUCCUAGUUCACUAACGACCUCUAUGCUACCUCGUUUUGCCUGUCCUGACGUUUUUUUUAAAGAAGGAUUUUGUGCUCGACCGAUACCAGAAGAAUGGGCGAGGGAUGGAACCAAAUUAACAUUCUACGUCAACAGCCAAGGGUAUUUCCAUGUAUUCGUCAAUAACGAACAUAAGGGGGCGCUCCUAUCAGGACUUUCAGUCAAGGAGCAGCUGUGGCCUAUUUUGGACCUCUAUGGAAUAACUGUAUCAAUCAAAUUUAUAGCAACAGAAAGCAACCCACCUGAAGAAGUAGUCGCUAGGGGCCCUGAAGCUCUUCGAGCAUAUGAACACUCAUGUUGUGAAGGCAGUAUCCCACUCUUUCAUACACGGAUAUUUCUUAUUGGACCGCCAGGUGGCAAUACUACUUUACUGAAAUGGAAAUUGGUUGGAAAAAGAUUGCCAGAAGUGGAGCAGGAUUUUCUUGGAAUCAAUACACAUUUCACGUGCCAAACGGUUGAAGAAAAAGGAAAAAGCUGGAACAUUGUUAGCAAUACAAUGGAAGAAGACACUGAGGAUAUGGAGAAAUAUCUUUUAUCCACAAUGACAGAGAACGACCGAUUUGAAGACGAGUAUUACAGGGCGAUUGCUGUAAACGUUGUUAAAGAACUUCUUUUGCAACGAAAGAAGAAACACGAAGGAAAAAAGAGAACGCCAUUUGCAAAAAGUGCCCUACGCCUACAGUCGAGUCUUUCGAAGAAGGGAACUACCGGUCGACGUUCGAAUAAAAUUGAGAAUAUUGAAAAUGUCAACAUUAACAAACAAACAUUAAGUUUGAAGCUCUAG
Limulus polyphemus (Atlantic horseshoe crab) is the source of this 1017-nucleotide messenger RNA. RefSeq lists its product as uncharacterized. Gene Ontology annotation, molecular function: ubiquitin protein ligase activity. The transcript is spliced from 6 exons. The record is from RefSeq and is a predicted model, not a curated record. Bases 1 to 1017 code for a protein of 338 amino acids. Lineage: Eukaryota; Metazoa; Arthropoda; Merostomata; Xiphosura; Limulidae.